Molecule: messenger RNA, 1836 nt
Organism: Python bivittatus (Burmese python)
Lineage: Eukaryota; Metazoa; Chordata; Lepidosauria; Squamata; Pythonidae
Source: RefSeq, a predicted model, not a curated record
AUGGGAUGGAAUCAGCUGCAGAGGAUCCUAGAUGAAGUGGAUCAUCUAAAUUCUUUCCUGUCUAGGUUCAUGUCUGAGCAUGGGACAGAAACAGCUCUGGUUGCUGGGAUUACCUACAAGGCUGUUGGAUCUCUAGAUCCUACUGCUGACUUGUUGAACCAGAGAGGAAAAGUCUUCAAACUAAGGAAUGAAACUCACCAUCUCUUUGUAGGGUUAUACCCAGGAACUACCUAUUCAUUCACCAUUAAAGCCAGCACAGUAAAGGGCUUUGGACCUCCCAUCACCACACGGAUUGCAACUAAAAUUUCAGCCCCAUCAAUGCCAGAAUAUGAUACUGACUCCCCUCUGAAUGAAACAGAGACCACCAUCACAGUCAUGCUGAAGCCUGCACAGUCUCGUGGUGCACCGGUCAGUGUCUAUCAGCUUGUGGUGAAAGAAGAACGGCCACAGAAAUCACGAAGAGCUGCAGACAUCAUUGAAUGUUUCUCAGUUCCAGUGAGCUACAAAAAUGCUUCAAGCCUUGACUCCCCCCAUUACUUUGCAGCUGAGUUGAAACCAGUCAAUCUUCCAGUUACACAGCCUUUCACAGUGGGAGACAACAGAACAUACAAUGGCUAUUGGAAUGCUCCACUUUCACCAUUGAAAAGCUACAGCAUUUAUUUUCAGGCUCUUAGUAAAGCAAAUGGGGAGACCAAAAUAAAUUGUGUUCGACUGGCCACCAAAGCAGUAAUAAGUAGGCAACAGGUGACCACCCGAAACCCACCCAGCCUCAUGAGCACAGGAGCUUCUACACAGAAUUCUAAUGUGGUGGAGCCAGAAAAGCAGGUUGAUAAUACUGUGAAAAUGGCUGGAGUUAUAGCUGGUCUUCUGAUGUUUGUAAUUAUCCUUUUGGGAGCGAUGCUUACAAUCAAAAGAAGGAGCGGUGCAGUAGAUCCAAGAAGAAAUGCAUAUUCCUACUCCUAUUACUUGAAACUAGCCAAGAAGCAAAAAGAGACCCAAAGCAGCAGUCAACGAGAAAUGGGGCCUGUUGCUGCUUCAGACAAGACUGCUACAAAACUCAGUGCUGCUCACAAUGAAGACACUUUCACUUCAGGCUGCCAAGAUGUUAAUGGAUUCACACCAUCCUCUCCAUGUUCAUUUUCUGUCCAAAGCAAAACCCUUCAGAUCAAAUCAUUGUUGAAUUCCUACUACUCAGUAUCCUCAGACACUGUUCCACCGACCACACUGUUAGACAAUAGCCAUGGGGAGAUGACUCAACCGACCCUGACAAUCCAGACCCAUCCCUAUCGAAGCUGUGACCCGGUGGAAAUGUCCUAUCCCAGGGGACAGUUCCAGCCAGCAAUCCGAGUGGCCGACUUAUUGCAGCACAUCACUCAGAUGAAGCGGGGACAGGGCUAUGGAUUUAAAGAGGAGUAUGAGGCUCUACCUGAAGGGCAGACAGCAUCUUGGGACACCGCCAAAGAAGAUGAAAACCGCAAUAAGAAUAGAUAUGGCAACAUCAUCUCCUAUGAUCACUCCAGAGUGAGACUGCAGUUGCUAGAUGGAGAUCCCCAUUCAGAUUACAUUAAUGCAAACUAUAUUGAUGGAUACCAUCGGCCUCACCAUUACAUUGCAACUCAGGGGCCAAUGCAAGAGACAGUGAAGGAUUUUUGGAGGAUGAUCUGGCAGGAGAAUUCUGCAAGUGUUGUCAUGGUCACCAACCUGGUGGAAGUUGGCAGGGUAAAGUGUGUCAGAUACUGGCCUGAUGACACAGAAGUCUAUGGCGAUAUCAAAGUGACCUUAAUUGAGACAGAACCAUUGGCAGAAUAUGUCAUACGUACUUUUACAGUCCAAAAA